GUGGGUCACGUGAUUUGAUCCGCGGGACGCCAACAGCGCCAGCCUCAUUUGGCGGGAUUUUGGUUAGAUUGGCGUCGUCUGUGGUCGUUUGUGCUGUGUGCUCUGUCUCGUCUGUACGCAAUUGUGAAGCUUCUUUUAGCAUAAUGGCUGGUGGUAAAGCGGGCAAAGACUCGGGAAAGGCAAAGGCAAAAGCGGUGUCUCGUUCAGCAAGGGCCGGCCUGCAGUUUCCCGUUGGUAGGAUUCAUAGGCAUUUGAAAAACAGGACUACUAGUCAUGGACGAGUGGGUGCAACAGCCGCUGUUUACAGUGCCGCUAUUUUGGAAUAUCUCACAGCUGAGGUAUUGGAGUUGGCGGGAAAUGCAUCCAAAGACUUGAAAGUCAAACGUAUCACACCAAGACAUUUACAACUCGCCAUUCGUGGAGACGAAGAAUUGGACAGUCUUAUUAAGGCUACUAUUGCUGGAGGAGGUGUUAUUCCUCAUAUUCACAAAUCGCUUAUUGGUAAGAAGGGCUCUCAAAAACCUGCAUAAUUUAUUAACAAUCACCAAGAUAAAAGUUUCAAUGUUAAGUAGGCGGAAAUAAUAUCAAAGCGACAGUGGUGUCAACAAAGUUGUAAAAUACUAUAUAUUACAUUGGUUAAAAUAAUUUUUUUUUUUGUAAAAUCUAAAAUACAAAUUAUCUUUUUUUUUUAUUCUCACAAUUAAAUUCGUAAAUUUCAGUUAAUAAUUCAAGAAAAUUGUUUUUGUACAAAAUUUGUUAAUUUGAUUUAAAAACAUAUUGGCAAGAAGGAUAAUGGUAAAAUUAGUUUUUUCCGAUAAUUGAAUUUUUGUCAUAAAAAAUGUAUUCGAUUCGAUGAUAAGAAGCCAAAAGUAGAAAAUUGUUCAGUUUUUAUGUUUAGACAAAAAUUAGAUCAGUUUUUUUUUACCCGACAUAAAAAAUGUAUCUGCGAUUAUUAAUUUUCUUUUUGUUGAACACAAGUGACGAUAAAAACUUUGAAAUAACCGGCAGUUUCUACGACUUUAUUGACAAUUUUGGGCCCUACGUAUAGAAUUGUUACAAAGUGUACCUACACGUUGCUGAUUCGAAGGAGAGACAGGCGUGAUAAAUAUAUAUAUAAAUAUAUAUACAUAGCUAUUUAAGUAAGACAAAAAAAAAUAUUGAUAUAAUUUAAUGUAGGUAAUGAAGAUUUGAGAAAAAAAGGGUUGAAAGUGAGAAGCAGAAAAAAAAACCAGGAAAUGAAGCGUUGAAAAAUUCAAUUACUGACUUUUUUUAUAGUCAGGAGAAUAGUUUGGUGUGCGAUGCGUUAUAGCAUGGUGCGCCAAAAUUACUAUUUACUGAGGAAAAGAAAAUCAUCGUUUCACAUUAUUAUUAUGAAUUAUGACGAAAAGAUUUCUGGGGAGAGAUUCUCUUACUGUUCUGUUACUUUUUUUUGCCUUAGUUUUCAAAAUAAAUGACACAUAAAUUUUCCAAUUUUUGUCAUUCGUUAAGAAAGAAAAAAUAUCUCAUUACCUUCUUUAAUGAUUUUUACGUUUAAUGUAUUUUUUUUCUAAUCAUAGCUUUCUUAAAAAAAAAAUUAUUUUUCUAUCACUUGAGAAAAAAAAGUUGACAUUAAAUGCCUGCUCCUUCACUUCAAGAAAAAAGCCGCCUUGUCUUUUUCUACGCAUACCAUUUUUUUUUUAAAUUCACCUCUUGUGAGUAAGUUUGCAUUUGUCUUUUUAAGAGCAUAACAGAAAGCGAUUUUUUUUCUUUUUUUUUUAAAAUAGUCAUAUAUUUACUACGUGUCUUCAAUUAAUUUUUCAAUUAAAUACAAAAAAAAGUUAAUUAGCCGUGUGCAAAGUAAGGUAACAGUAUUGACAUUGCACCGAGUUUUAUGAUAAAAUAUCCCAGUAAAUUUAGAAAGAAAUGAUGUAAUUUUUUUUAAAUUGAUAAAAAGGAGAAAGUGAACCAAUUUUUUGGUUUAUAUAAAAAAAAAUGGUAGUUUUUUGUUAACUAUAAUAUGUAUAAUCUGAAGAUAGUGAUUGCGUUUAUGUGUUUAAUCAAGAAUUUGUAUUUUUUUUACUUUCAACGUCUUUUUUUGUAAGAAUUGCCUGUAGAAAGAAAAUUCUGUUAUUUGAGAGAGAGAAAAAGAGAGAGAGAGAGAAUUAGCAAAAAAAAAAAAAAAUGUUAAGGAAUAAUCAAUUUUGUUGAUAAAUACUAAUUCUUGAUUUUUAUCACUAUAUAUGAUAAUGUUGUUUGAUUUGUGUUCUGUUCAACAAUUAUUUUAUUUUUAUGACUUAAUUGUUAUGCGAGUAGCUUAGUGUAAUAUCCAAAUGUAUCUUACCUUAAACACUGGCCAUAUGUAAGACGUUCUUUUUAAUGUAAUAAAGAUCAAUUUUACUAUGAAAAAUGUAA
Molecule: messenger RNA, 2391 nt
Organism: Leptopilina heterotoma
Lineage: Eukaryota; Metazoa; Arthropoda; Insecta; Hymenoptera; Figitidae
Gene: His2Av
Product: histone H2A.V
Exons: 5
Coding region: 144-530 (128 amino acids)
Cellular component (GO): nucleosome
Molecular function (GO): DNA binding; structural constituent of chromatin; protein heterodimerization activity
Source: RefSeq, a predicted model, not a curated record